AUUUUAAAAUUUUUCAGUUUUAGUAUGGAUUCAAGUAAAUGUACUACAGCAGAAAGUACGCCAGUAAAGAGAGAUGACACAAAAGGUCAGAAAAUGCAACAUGGGAUGAUGGCUUUAAUACGUGUCAAUCCAUCUCAACAGACUUAUGAGAUAAUUGAAUGUGAAGAUGAAAAGAAAAAAUGUACUUUAUCAGAAUGCAGUGCCUCUCCUGUUGAAAGUUUAAUUGAAGAUGAACAAAAUAUGCAAAAUCAGAUGUUAACUGUUAGUGGUGAAGAUUCAGAAUGUGAACAGAUAUGGGAAAUUCAAGAUGAACUGAAUACACUUGAUAGUUUUUUUAGAGCACAUGUUACUGCUUUAAAAAAACAAAUUGAAACUGCUUGUCAGGAAUUCACUUUAGCACAAAAGAAAUAUAAAACAUUAGAAAAAGAAUAUGUAAAUGCUAAAGUUGAAUUUCUUCAGAAGUUAGAACAGAAAGAACAAUUGCAAGAAAACCUGCAUACUGUUAUUCAACAGUAUGAAGCUCACAGAGCUGUUAAGUUACACGAGCUUGAACAACGGCUUAGGAAAUUUAUUUUGAGUCGUGAUGGAAAGAUAAAGCAAGAAAAACAAAAUCUCUUGAAUGAAAGAAAUUUCAACAAGGUCAAUAACAUCCAUGAAAAUAUUGAUAAGAAACAGCUAAGUCAAAGUGAUGAUGGAAGUAAUCACAUCAAGAAUGAGAAUGAUGCAAGUCCAAAAGAGCAAGUUUAAUAUAAAGAUACAUAUUGCAUCUUAUUUGUUCCUGGUUUGUCUUUCAAAAAUUAGGACAUAUGCCAAUAUGUCUUGUUUGAUAUCUGCUCUGAACAAAUUGUUCAAUUAUUGAUAAAUUAAUGUCCAAAGUUUGACUAUGAUGAUGAUGAUGAUUCAUUAGUGAAUAAUGAUGAAUAUUUUGUUUCAUCUAUUGGUAAAUUCUCUAAUUUUUUUAGUUUCAAAUAUAUAUACAUAUAUAUAAGAUGUUCUCAUUCAAUAAUCUAAUUUUAUUUUGUUAAUUUAUAAUUAAGAUUUCCACUGAAGCUAUAUUCAGAUGCAGAAUUAGUCUCAAAGUACUGGUAAAAAUCAGCCAAUCAUUUUACUGUUUAAUACUCAUAGAAAGGGAAAAUUGUUUUAUUAACAUCUGCAUUAAGACAUAUCUAUUUUUUAAUAUAUCUAUGUAUUAUUUGCCUUUAAGAAUUUAUCUUUAUGAAACAGGGAUUUACAUUUUCAUAAAUAUAUAUAUAUAUUUUAAAUGUAGUUAUUGCUACAUAGUUUUAAAAUUUUACUGUUAGAAUGAAAUUGUUGCUUGUUUUAUUUUUGAAUUUUUCCCUCAUAUCUAAAACACUUUUUAUAUUUUUAUUAACAUGAGAUUUUAAAUAAUCAAAUUGGCCAUUUUCUCACUUGUGAGUAUAGACGAAUAGAUUUUUUUAAUGAUUUCUACGAAUCUGCAUUAAACCAAUUCAUAUGCUAGUAUGAAGGAUAAUUACAUUUCUACAUACAUAUAUUUUUGUAGAUUGAGUAUUUGGAAAUGUAUUUUGUAGUGUAAUUAAAUUAUGUAAUUAGUUAUAUGCACAUAUUCACUGUUAAGGAUAGUUUAUUCCAGAACUAAAUUAUAAUUUUAAACAAUCUUAAUAUUUCAGUUGAAUGAUUUUAUUGAUUACAUAAUAAGUUUAAUAUUAGCGUAAUCAAAGUAAUUAAGAUUAAUUAAAUUAUUUGUCAACAUUCUGUAUAUAAAUAAUUUGGUUCUGUUUCAUACAAAAAAUUUACUUAAUUUGAUAGGAACAUUUAUCUAAUAAUAUGUUAACAUAUUUUCAAUAAUUUAUACCGCACACUUAAACAAUUAUGUGAAGGUUGUGGCAGGCUUUAUUAUUAAAUAUUACUGGACUGGCCAACAGAUCAGUCACAGAUCUCUUGGCAAUGUGUUUUCUAUGAUAGUUUACCAGUUAAAAUGAAUGAAAUGUAGUUGAUAACACACAAAAAUACAUUUUGUUAUUAUUUUACAAGUCUUAAAAUUUGUUAAUUUAAUGUUUUAUUCAUCUUGCUUAGAAUAGCUUCUCAGGACAAUGAUCGGGAACUAACUACUGCCAUACACCAAAGUUAGUAUUAUUAUUUUUGGUUUUUUAAUAUUUUGCAAAUUGAUAUCAAAAUUUUAAAGGUACUGCAGGGAAUUAGAUCAUGUGAAUGUUUCUUUCUUAUCAGUAUUGUCUGACCAACUUAUCUGUGCACAUUUUCAAUUAUUGAUAUCUAAAUUUAUUUUAAAUGCAUUUCGCUCAUAACAGGAUUGUUGGUUAAUUAGUUGUGAUGAUUUUGAAUUCAUUAACACGAAACAGAAACAUGUUUAAUGAAAUUCUAGUCAUAAAGCAAGCUUAUGUAUUUUCAACAAAUUAUUAUAUGAAAAAUAUUCUAGUCAAUAAAUACUCUUACAAUAAAAUAGAUUGUUCCAAAAAAUAUGAUGUGUGUAAAAUAAAUAUAGCUAAAAUAAUAUCCAACUAACUUAUUUUUACAAAAUCUUAUUUUAACUAAGGUCAACAAUUCCAUUUAUAUCACUCUUUGGAAUAAAAUGUCCUUAACAGUAAAUUAUUUAUAUGUUAACAAUCACUAUUUAUUAUAAUGUUGUACAUAAGUUAUUUUAUUUGAAUUUUUAAUUCUGACAAAGAUUGCUGUUAGAAAAUGAAGGUAACACAUUUUUAAUAAAAUUAUAAGAAAUCUUUUAAUCACAGAUAAUCCAUUUUAAAAUCCAAAAACUUACGUUAAUCAAAAAUAUGUUUUUUACCACAGGAAAGUUAUUUUUAUUAUGAGUUUAUUAUUCAAACCAUGUAUUAUUAUCUCAUACUAAUCAUAUAUCACAAAAAUAUUUAUUUUUUUUGAGUUAUAAUCUUUAUUUGAAUUAGUUGUUGUUGUAUGUGUUGUUAAUGAUUUUUAAUUAUUUAAGCUAUUGGGUAUGAAUUAAAAUAUUUCUUCCAAUGAUGUAAAAUUAUUUAAAAUUUUAUUAUUGUUGAUUUAGUGGCCUAUAAAUGUAACUAGAUUUUACUGUGAAGGAGCAAUGGCUUCCAUCAUUAUCGUGAUAAAUAUUUAAUGCGAUUUGGCCAAUUAUUUUCUUAAGAAUAUACAUUAUCUAGUCAUUUAAAAUGUAAAUUUGAUUUUAUAUAUAUAUGUAUAUACAUAAAUGUGUAUAAAUAUGCACUAGAAAUACACAAUUUAUUGUCACCACAUUGCACAGUGCCUUAUUCUUUAACGGUAUUUCGAUUACCGUUUUGAACAUACCAUAAAUAUCUUUUAAGUACACCAAAAUGUAGGAAAGUGUUAAAUUUGUGCCAUCAAAUGCAAAUUAUAUAUAAAUAAAUAUACGUAUAAUACACCGAUAUUUCUAUUACUGCAAUAACAUUCAGACAGGAAGUAGUGUUAAUUGCACAACUGUGAUUUUUUUAGACUGGUCACUUAAUUGUUUUAAUUCUGAUAUGUGCCUUUUAAAUGAUCUUCAUGUAACUUUGUUAUUCUGUAUCGAUUUAAAAAAUAAAAAUAUAUUGCUUAUGUUCACGAAA
Molecule: messenger RNA, 3551 nt
Organism: Centruroides sculpturatus (bark scorpion)
Lineage: Eukaryota; Metazoa; Arthropoda; Arachnida; Scorpiones; Buthidae
Exons: 4
Coding region: 25-747 (240 amino acids)
Biological process (GO): non-motile cilium assembly
Source: RefSeq, a predicted model, not a curated record